AACGAAGCGUCAUAUCACCCACUAAAAUUAGUCUUAGACUUUAUACUUCGCAAUUUGCUUUAGAGUUUACUUCGCCUUUAUCAUCGAAAAUGAUGUUUCACAUUUCACGGGCUUUAAUCGUAACAUUAAGUUGUUUUAUUAUACUCAUCGAUUGCAAUCCAAAAUUCAGUGAUGGAGGAUUUAUACCUAGUUCCACCACUUACACAAAAAAACAAGCGAAGGUGCAAGAUCAAAUACCUGUACUAUCUCAAAUUAAUCAACGCGAAGAAACAUCAAAACGUGAUUUCGAAAUGAAUAAUAUUGUAGAUCGCAGUCAAGAAGCGCGAUUCGGUUUUACUAAUAUUGGAAGUACAGGAAGUGGUUAUGGUAUGGCACCUUACGCACCAGCGAAGAUAGAUCUUGGCGGACUUCUGUUGGGUGCCAUCAUAGGUGUAGGAUCAAUUCUUAUCAUACCAAAAUUGCUCUAUAUUCUGUCUGGUACUUAUAGCGCUUAUGCAAGAAGUGAAGAUAAUGGCUUCACCCAAACUUUGACGAAAGUUGAUGAUGUCUUGGCUCGUCACGGUAUCGACACGACUUCAUGUAUGCAACGUGUAGUAUGUACUUACUCACAACAAGCGGCUGCCUCAGUCAACGAAGAAGAUAAUAUCAUAAAUGAUAAGAUAUCGUCUUUCAACAAAAUAGUAAAUACCAUCAUUACCAAUUCAGUAUUCCACACCGCUAUGCAAGGAACAGCGAUACAAGAAGCAAUAGAAACAGGUAGAACCGGCAAGAACUGUUUAAAAUCAUACCCACAUUGCGGAUUUUCGAUGGAAACUACGCUAUCGUUAUUGUCCAGUUUUAUCGCAGCGACAAACACACACAUUGCGACACCCACUGGCGCAUCAUUUUAACAGUUAUUUAUAAAAUUUUUAUGACUUUCAUCGUUCUUUAUAAGUUAGUGAGAGAAACUAAAGAGAAGUGACAGAAAUUAAGAUUGCAAACUAUAAUAGAGUUUUGCGUUUUGCAAGAUAAAAAAUAUAUGUACAAAUAUGGA
Harpegnathos saltator (Jerdon's jumping ant) is the source of this 1033-nucleotide messenger RNA. RefSeq lists its product as uncharacterized. Lineage: Eukaryota; Metazoa; Arthropoda; Insecta; Hymenoptera; Formicidae. The transcript has 5 exons. The coding region runs from base 90 to 890 and encodes 266 amino acids. The record is from RefSeq and is a predicted model, not a curated record.